Rangifer tarandus platyrhynchus (Svalbard reindeer) is the source of this 1842-nucleotide messenger RNA. The record is from the annotation of a GenBank genome assembly. NCBI's taxonomy places the organism in Eukaryota, Metazoa, Chordata, Mammalia, Artiodactyla, Cervidae.
AUGCUCCUGUGUCCGGUGAUCCGGAAGCUGCAGCACAAGCGCGUGGUGUUGGCCAGCUCCUCCCCGCGCCGCCAGGAGAUCCUCAGCAAUGCUGGCCUCAGGUUCGAGGUGGUCCCGUCCAGGUUCAAGGAGAAGCUGCACAAGGCCUCGUUCGCCACCCCGCAGGCGUACGCCGUGGAAACGGCCAAGCAGAAGGCCCUGGAGGUGGCCGGCCGGUUGCACCAGAAGGACCUGCGUGCCCCAGACGUGGUCAUCGGAGCCGACACCAUCGUGGCGGUCGGGGGACUGAUCCUGGAGAAGCCGGUGGAUAAGCAGGAUGCCUACCGCAUGCUGUCGAGGCUCAGCGGGACGGAGCACAGUGUCUUCACGGGCGUGGCCGUCGUCCACUGCUGCACCAAAGACGGCCAGCUGGACACCUGGGUGUCCGAGUUCUACGAGGAGACCACGGUGAAGUUCUCGGAGCUGUCGGAGGAGCUGCUGUGGGAAUACAUCGACAGCGGGGAGCCCAUGGACAAGGCCGGCGGCUACGGGAUCCAGGCGCUGGGUGGGAUGCUGGUGGAGUACGUGCGCGGCGACUUCCUCAAUGUGGUGGGCUUCCCGCUGAACCGCUUCUGCAAGGAGCUGGCGCGCCUCUACCACGCACCCUGGGCCCCCGGCGCCCCGCGGCGGACCCACUGCGACUCCAUCCCUGCCUUCGACGCCUUCGAGGAUCUCAGCGACGCCGAGGGAGGUGUCUCCAACCAGGCUCCCGCCAGUGGGGGCCUGGAGGCGGGCGGGGCGCAGCCGCGGGCUCCCCGCACCCGGGACGCUGCGGACCUGAAUGGGGUGAGGGCCAGCCAGCCCCCGCUCCCUGCGGGCCUCCUGGGGUUGAUGGACGGCUUCAAAGCAUCUAAGGUCCUGCUCACGGCUUGCAAGCUCAACGUGUUCGAUGUUCUGAAAGAUCGAGGCCCCCUGACGGCUGCGGACGUCGCCCGCGAAAUCGACGCCUCGGUGGACGGCGCCGAGCGCCUGCUGGAUGUAUGCGCGGCCCUGGGGCUGCUGCAGAAGGCGGGCGGAGGUUACAGCAACAUGGAGACGGCCAGCCUUCACCUGGUGUCGGACGCCGAGCAGUCCCUCCACGGCCUGGCCGCCUACCUCGACGGGCCCGUCUGGGGCGCCUUCACGCACCUGGGCCGGGCCGUGCGGGAGGGGGCGGCAUGGAUCCCGGAGCCUCUGCCGCAGGCCCCCCACAAGCAGAGCACGGAGGCGACCCUGCAGUUCAUGAGGGCCUCGCACGGCCUCAGCAAGCUGACCGCCCACCACGUGGCCACGGCCUUUGACCUGUCCCCGUUCACCUCCGCCUGCCACCUGGGAGGCUGCACGGGCGCCCUGGCCCACAAGCUUGUCCAGGAGUACCCGCGCCUGCAGGUGACCGUGUUUGACCUCCCAGAGGUCAUCGAGCUUGCGGGGGGCUUUCAGGCCGGCGCACGGCCGUCGGAGCGGGUCCACUUUGUGCCAGGUGACCUUUCCAGCGACUGCCUCCCGCCCGCAGACCUGUACGUUCUCUGCAGCCUCGUGCACGGCGGGCCUGACGACAGACUCCACGGGCUCCUGAGCCGGGUCUCCCGCAGCUGCAGAGCAGGCGCUGGCCUCCUGCUGGCCGAACUGGCGCCCGCGGAGGAGGAGGAGGCCGGCGGGGCGGCGCGGAGGUCCCCCGGGCUGCGGAUCCUCGGGGCGGGGCGGCCCCCGAGGGGCCCCGGGCAGUACCGGCGCCUCCUGCAGGGGCUCGGCUUCCAGGAUGUGCAGGCGGCGCGCGCGGGAGACCUGCUGCACGUGGUCCUGGGGACCCGGGCCCCGCCCUGA